AUGAAUUGGUUUACUGAAGGAGACAGAAACACAAGGUUCUUUCAUAACCAUGUGAAUGGCAAGAGACAGAAAUUGCAACUCAAAAGAAUUCAGAAUGGAGAUGGUGAUUGGUUGGAGUCUCAAGAUCUCAUGGCUAAUACUGCAGUGUAUUUCUUCCAAAAACAAUUUACACGAGAAGGGGAUUCUACAACUUUUGAGCUUCUGAACAAUAUGCCUAAUAUCGUAACUAUGUCACAGAAUUUGGAGCUUUGCAAGUUUCCUACCAUUGAUGAAGUUAAGAGUGCAGUAUUUGCACUAAGUGGAGAUAGUACAAGUGGUCCUGAUGGUUUUACUGGAUCUUUUUACCCGCAUUGUUGGGAUAUUGUAGGGGAGGACAUCUUCAGGUUGCUAAUAGAGUACUAUGGAGGUGCAUCUUUGCCAAAAUUGGAGAAGAUUCUUCCUUCUUUGAUCUCUGCCAAUCAGUCUGGCUUUGUGAAGGGGAGGAGUAUCUUUGAAAAUAUAUUGCUCACACAAGAAAUUGUCACAGAUAUUAGACUAAGGGGGAAGCCUGCUAAUGUUGUGAUUAAGUUAGACAUGGCCAAGGCUUAUGAUAGGGUGUCAUGGAAGUAUCUACUUCAUGUAGUGAGGAAGAUGAGAUUUGCUGAGCAAUUCAUUAACAUGAUUUGGAAUCUAUUGGCAAACAAUUGCCUUUUUAUUCUUUCUGCUGAGGUUCUAUCAAGAUCAUUGAACAAGUUGUUUGAAGACAAGAAGUUUAGAGGAUUUGGUAUGCCAAAAUGGUCUGAUCGUUUGAACCAUUUGGCAUAUGCUGAUGAUACAAUCAUAGUUUCCUCUGCUGAUCCAUAUUCAUUGAGCAAAGUGGUUGAAGUCCUUACACUGUAUGAGCAAACAUCUGGACAGCUGAUCAAUAAGUCAAAGAGCUCAUAUUUCAUGCAUGCUAAUGUAGCAGGAUAG
Messenger RNA from Nicotiana attenuata, 951 nucleotides. RefSeq lists its product as uncharacterized. NCBI's taxonomy places the organism in Eukaryota, Viridiplantae, Streptophyta, Magnoliopsida, Solanales, Solanaceae. The record is from RefSeq and is a predicted model, not a curated record. The transcript is spliced from 3 exons. Bases 1 to 951 code for a protein of 316 amino acids.